Ramularia collo-cygni is the source of this 2823-nucleotide messenger RNA. Its product is annotated as related to UTP13-U3 snoRNP protein. The record is from RefSeq and is a predicted model, not a curated record. Gene Ontology annotation, biological process: endonucleolytic cleavage in 5'-ETS of tricistronic rRNA transcript (SSU-rRNA, 5.8S rRNA, LSU-rRNA); endonucleolytic cleavage to generate mature 5'-end of SSU-rRNA from (SSU-rRNA, 5.8S rRNA, LSU-rRNA). The transcript is spliced from 2 exons. Gene Ontology annotation, molecular function: U3 snoRNA binding; protein binding. Lineage: Eukaryota; Fungi; Ascomycota; Dothideomycetes; Mycosphaerellales; Mycosphaerellaceae. Bases 1 to 2823 code for a protein of 940 amino acids. Gene Ontology annotation, cellular component: nucleolus; small-subunit processome; 90S preribosome.
AUGGCCUACAAAGCAGAUAUCCGGACGACUUUUGAACCCAACCGUGUGAUCCAACCAAUCUACACUGGAGGAAGUGUAGCCAUCAGUCAGGAUGGACAGACAUUGGCUUCCUGCCUGGGCGAAGAGGCACUCCUCACCAACCUCAACAAUGGAGCCCAUCUGGCACGAAUUGAAGGCGAUGGAGAACCGCUCACAAACCUCAUAAUCACCCCGGAUGCCGCACAUUUGAUCGUUUGCUCACGAUCACUUUCCAUGCGAGUCUAUGCUCUGCAGGCCGGGGACGACGAGAUCGAGGCGAAACUGGUGCGGACAGUAAAGCCACACACGACGCCUGUGGUGUCAAUCGCCGUGGAUUCGACCAGCACACUGCUAGCUACGGGAGGUGCGGAUGGGGUAGUCAAAGUCUGGGACAUCCGAGGAGGAUUCGUCACACACACCUUUCACGGACACAGCGGGCUGAUUUCUGCUCUACAUUUCUUUCACGUGGACCCACAAAACGAGGUACAACCAGCCAAGAGCAAAAAGAGGAAGAACAAGCAACGGAAUGAAGAGGUUGAGGAGGUCCAGGACGAGGCCACUGCAGGAUACAGGCUGGCAUCGGGUGGAGAGGAUGGCAAAGUGCGCAUCUGGGAUUUACACAAGAGGAAGAGCACUGCGACGCUGGAUUCACACGUUUCUGUUGUGAGGAGUCUGGACUAUUGCGCGGAGAAGAAUCUCUUGCUUUCUGCCAGUCGGGACAAGACUGUCACCUUGUGGGACGUCCGAACUUGGGAGCUGGCCUCGACAGUCGCUGUGUUGGAGACAAUCGAGAAAGCUGGGUUUGUGGAGAAGGGUCGCUUCUUCUACACAGGUGGCGACACUGCAAGAUUGAGGAUAUGGGCCACCAAUGGUGGAAAGGAGAUUACACAGGAUCAAGAGGAGGGAUCAGAAGUUGAUGGGAUUGUGGAUGUCCUUCACUUUUCGAACCUUUCGUUCCUUUUGACGGUCCAUGCGGAUCAAACUCUGGUUCUGCGGUCUCUUCAGCCUCUGGCUGGGCUAGAAGCUUCCCAGGAAACACCAGCACUUCCAAUCGUGCAACGGAUCAGCGGGACCCACGACGAAGUCAUCGAUCUUGCAUACAUCGGCCGCGAUCGCAACAUUCUGGCACUGGCAACAAAUCUGGAGGACAUUCGCCUGAUUUCUCUGGAUACACAAGGAUCAAAAGGCUCAUCUCCAUACUUUGGCGCAGACAUUGCUCUCCUCAAAGGCCAUGACGACAUUAUCAUCACAAUCGACACAGACUGGUCCGGCCACUGGCUAGCGACCGGCGCGAAAGAUAAUACCGCACGACUAUGGCGUUUGGAUCCUGAGAACAACUCUUACGAAUGCUUUGCGACUUUCACUGGACAUGCAGAGAGCAUCGGCGCUGUGGCUCUACCAAAUGCAAUCCCUCCAAUUGGAUCAAAGGAGUAUCAGCGACCUCUCGAUUUCCCACCCAAAUUCAUGAUUACCGGCAGUCAGGACAAGACCGUCAAGCGAUGGGACAUCUCUCCUGCGGCAGGGAAGGCGCCUCGAGCGGCAUAUACAAGAAAGGCUCACGACAAGGACAUUAAUGCGAUUGAGACGAGCUUUUCUUCACCCGCUUUAUUCGCUUCGGCUUCACAAGAUCGGACUGUGAAGAUCUGGGAUGUCGAGACUGGUGAAGCGAUUGGUGUGCUCCGAGGCCAUAAGCGCGGCGUUUGGACUGUUGCUUUUGCACCCAUUGGUAUGCCCGCGUUAACGACAACAGGCGAGGGUGGUGCAGCAAGUACGGCAAAGGGUAUGGUUGUGACUGGUAGUGGAGACAAGACGGUCAGGAUAUGGAGUUUGACAGACUACUCUUGCUUGCGGACGUUCGAGGGACACGCAAAUAGUGUGUUGAAAGUUGUGUGGCUACCGCCACCUGGAAAGAAAGCCAAGAGAGGAGUGCAAGUCGCAAGUGCGGCGGGAGAUGGACUGGUGAAGGUUUGGGACGCACAGGGUGGAGAAUGCGCAGCCACUUUGGAUAAUCACAUCGACCGUGUCUGGGCGCUUGCAGUAAAGCCACAAAUCGAAUCAAAGGACACCUCAACCGAUGAGGAGGAAGCAGAGGAAGGGAGCGAGGAACAGCUAGAACUCGUCUCGGGAUCCGCCGACAGCACACUUACUUUCUGGACCGAUACGACCGCCACGACUGCGCUAGCAGCUACCACACACGCCACAGCGCGGAUUGAACAAGACCAGCAACUACAAAAUCACAUCCGGAGUAAGAACUUCCGAGAAGCAAUCGUUCUGGCAUUGCAGCUCGAUCACCCGAAACGCUUGCUAGAGCUGUUCGGCGAUAUUGUCAGCGGGCCGCAAGAACCUGGCUCUUUUACAGGGCGCUUGGACGUCGAUGAUGUGUUGAGGAGUUUGAGUGGUGGCCAGCUUUGGAAUCUGGUGUGCAGAGUGCGGGACUGGAACGCCAAUGGUCGGACAAAAGGCGUGGCGCAAAGAGUGCUCUACGCAUUACUCCACUUAUUCCCCAAGGAGAGAUUGCUGGCGCUUGGGAAAGCGAGGAAAAAGGCUACGAAUGACGAUGAUGCGGAGUUGGUGGUGGCUAUGAUGGCUGAACUCGACACCAAGGAUAAGAGUAAAAGGAGAGAAGGGAUGAAGGAUGUGGUUGAUGGGUUGAAGGCGUAUACAGAAAGGCAUUAUGCCAGGCURGAGAAGACGGGAGAGGAGAGAUUCGUGUUGCGGUGGGCAUUKGGACAGAUGGAUGAUGUUGCGGCUGUGAAUGGGACCAUUGGGAGCAGAGAGGAGGAUGUGUUGAUGUUGGAGGGUUGA